Molecule: messenger RNA, 6146 nt
Organism: Taeniopygia guttata (zebra finch)
Lineage: Eukaryota; Metazoa; Chordata; Aves; Passeriformes; Estrildidae
Gene: DTWD2
Product: DTW domain containing 2
Source: RefSeq, a predicted model, not a curated record
CCUCUUCACGUGAGCGGAGGCCGCGCGCUGUCCUGCCGGAUGGCGCCCCCUGGCGCUCGGCAGCCUCGCGGUCUCGCCACGCCGGCAUGGAGGGGAGAGGCGGCGGCAGCGGGGCGGAUCCGGGCCCGGCCACGGCCACGGCCUCGGCCUCGGGCGGGGAGGGCGAGGGCUGCGAAGGGCUGUGGGAGCUGCCGGUGGAGCGCUGCGAGAGGCGGCCCGUGUGCGGGCGCUGCAGCCGUCCUCAGAAGGUGUGUUUGUGUCCUUUCCUGCCUGUACAUCCACUAAAGGUCUCUACCUGCUUGUAUAUAAUUCAGCAUCCAGCAGAGGAAAGUCGAGUGUUAAGAACAGUACCUUUGCUAGCAGCUUGUCUCCCUCCAGACAAAUGUAAAAUUUUGGUUGGUCGACGUUUUAACGAAGACAGGUAUCCUGAAUUAGCAACUGUGUGUAGAAAUCCCAAUACUCUAAUUUUGUAUCCUGGAGCCGAAGCAACUAAUUUGGAAGAAGUUGCAGUGAUGUCUUCUAGUCCAUCUGUUAUGAUUAUCAUUGAUGGAACAUGGAGUCAGGCUAAAGAUAUAUUUUACAAAAAUUCUCUCUUCCGCCUUCCCAAGCAGGUGCAGUUAAAACCCAGUAUUUCAAGUCAAUAUGUAAUUCGUACACAACCAACAAACACCUGUCUCUCUACUCUUGAAUGUGCAGCUGUUGCUCUUUCCAUCAUGGAAAAAAAUAAGAGUAUACAAGAGAUUAUACUCCAUCCGCUUCAAGCUUUAUGCUCUUUCCAGCUUCAGCAUGGUGCCCAGAUCCAUCACAGCAAGGAACAUCUUCUCAAAAAUGGCUUAUAUGACAAGCCUAUGCCAAAGAAUAAACGCAAACUCAGAAGAAUGGAGCUUCUGGUGAAUAAUGUUAAAAUAUAAGAAAACUGUACUGACUGUGCAGUGGAAUUUAUUUGCAGCUUGCAAAUGAAUAUGAAUCUGGAUUUGAUCCAAACUUAUUAGAGUAUAGUUUACUAUACUCCAAUAAAACAAUUUUUAGGCCGUUUUUAGACAAGAGCUUAUCUACCAAUGUAACAAACAGUAAUGGACAAGCUUUUUCAUUUAUGCAGUAAGCCAGGUGUCUUGGUUCAGAUGGAGGAGGAGCAUUCUCAUUUUCUGUAGAGAAGAGGAAGAAAACGGAACAUAAUUUAGACUUACAUUAUCACGUGGGUGUCUGAUAUGGUCCUCAGUAUGACUGGAUGAAUUUAUUUUUGAGAGGCUUUUACCUGUACAAAGAGACAAGAAAUAUGAAUAUGGAUGUGAUGGAAUAGUAAGGCUUCAGCAGUUAGAAUUAUGUUGAAUUACUACAGAGCUUUUAACUUCAGUUUCUAACUACAGUAGACUUUGAAACCAUAAUUCCUGAUAUUCUUUAGUUCAGAUGAACAUAAGGCAUGUUAUUUGGGUUCUUUCUAACUUUGAGAUUUUUAUUUCUUCUAUUAUUAGAAUUUCUUUUUGUAAAUUUAUAUAUAUUUUACAAUGCAGUUGCACUUAGUUUCUCUCAGACUUAAUUUUUAAAUUUGUAAAUUAAGUAUGCAUAUAUUUUUACAAGAAACGGAACAAUUCUGACUUACAAAAAGAAAAGUAGAAAAAGUGAUUUUUGGAAUUGUAACUCGGGUGCUUUGCUUUUACUUGGGUAAAAAUUAGUCUUCCUCAGAUGGGGAGAUCUUGUGGAUAUAAAUUCAUCAUAGCCAUACUCUGACAUACAAUGAUUGUGCUACUAAAGGAAUUAAACAAGCCCAGUGUAAACUGCUCUGUAAGAAGUGUGAUGCGAUAACAUAUGAUUAUGUCUGUGGUUACAACCAAUUAGCAUAAUUAUAGAUCCUCUAGGCUUCAUGUGUUUCGUUUUUCACUUCUUACAGUGAUAUAAAUGUACUUCUUUCUAAUGGGAAUUACUAGAAGCAGAAAAAUUAGGUAUUUUAACAGGCUUUCUGAAAUAAUAUUUUAUGAUCUGGAGGGAAAAGUAAAGUGAAGUAAAGCUUCUGAUAAUCCUUUCUUCUACAUAAAUGCUUCCUGCAUUUAAGAGAUUAAAAUGCUUAAUGUUUGUCUUUACUGUCAGUUCCCCUCUAGGUAACAACAUUAAGCUAAUUGGGUACUAAUUAGUCUUAGAAAAAGAUAUUUUGUCUUUAAUUUAUGAUCUGUAAGACAAGAUGCUACAGAAGUGGGGUGGGGGCAGGAUGAGGGGAUGUGUAAGCACAGCUAACCAAUAUUUUUCUGAAAGCUUUUCUGCAAUUAAUAAGAGAGGUCAAAAUUAGGUCAGAGAUUAGCUAAGAAGUUAGUGACCUUUUGUUUAGGCAUGGAGAAACAAUAUAAUUUGUCUGGCUAUGCAAGUAAAGCUUAUGUAACCUUUUCCUAUUCUCCCAGUCUAGAUAAAUCUGGUAUCUGUCACUAAAUUCAGCAAAGCUGAAUUAGUUUUGACAAAUCUGAAGCAAACCAGUCUCAUAUGAUUAAUGAUAGAGUAGAUGCACUUUUGUUCACAUUGGAACAGAGAAAGGGCAUGUUUAUUCCUGUAACACACCAAUCUCCAGGCUAACUUGGAGUCUGAAGUUGCAGUCUUGUGCAAUUUGUGUGCGCAGCCUUGUGUGUGAUGCUGCUGGACUGGUAAUCUUCCUUCCUUGUGCCCUGGGACAUGGUCAAUAAUUCCUUGGGGAAACAUGGGUGUCAGUUAAGCUUCAUUGUUAAUAUCAUAUUUAUGUAUCUGGAUGGUGUUCACAUUUAAUGUUGUAUGCGUUAAUUUAAUUUACCUUAUUUUAAAUUCAUCUCGAGCAGCAGUGUAUCUUUUGUCCUACAGUGUGAAGUUUGUUUUCCUAGGCAGAAGAUUAAAUAGUAUAUGAGUUUAUAUUAUAGAGAACAGAAAGAAAUUUGUAUUACAGCCUGGGAUUCAUAGCCAUCUGCAAAAUGCCUUAGAAUUAUAGGAUCAGAGAAACAGUUGCCUUAAUUGAGUUAUAAUCCUACAUUAAAUAUUCUUUUAUGUGGAAACUGUGCACAGUUUUCAUGUUUUUCAGCAAACGACAAAUUCUGCACAGCUUACAAAAAGCACUUUUUAGCUUUGUUGAUUCCUCUUCUUUUUAUUUUGCUCCUGUGGAUAAUAGGAUUUUGUAGGAUCUCAUGCUGGAUGCAUGGAAGCCUUUAAUUGCUAAUUUCCUCUGUUGUACAAUACUAGAUCAAUCAAUAUGCAACUGUUACUGAAGAAAUUACAAACAAUGCAUUGCAAACCUCCAGGCAUUUUAUUUUUUUGGCUUUUUUUUUAAUGUGCCAGCUCAGCUAUAAUGUAAUGAACAUUUAGGUGCAGAACAGUAGUCACAUGAAGUUCAGUUUCAGGUUUGUGUGAAGGUAUUAAACACAAAAUACAGUAUUUUUAGGUGGAACUUGCAUGAUUUUAAAAAUACACACAGUGUGAGAGGAAGAAUUUAGAAAGUUUGUUUUCAGGUCUUUUGGAUUCAGAAUUUGCCAAUAAAUACAUUGCCUCAAAGAAAUGAAUACUCUGAAGUUCAAACUCUUUUGACAGAAGCUGUGUGUGUGAUGAAGUAGCACUCUUGGUAAGCAAUUUCAUUAGAAUGAAUUUAAUUUGCAAUUUUAUUUUUCUGUAAUGGUAAAUCCAUUUCAUUUUUCUCUUAUCAAAAGAUUAAUGAGUGAAACCCACCAGUCUAACAAGAUAUUGAUUAAAAAGGAAGGAAUGUGUUUGCUUCUCAUGUUUGGUCCUUUGUCCUUGUCCACUUUGUACUUCCAAAUACUGCUAUCAAAAUGAAAUCUGCUUUCUAUGUGCCGCAGUCUUAUGUGUUGGAAAACUGGUGGCAUGGAUAGCAGGCUUUUGAACACAUGCAAAUAUUUUUAAAAGGUGAGCACUGUUAAUUCACCAUAUUUUCAUAGUCGUAAGAGUAAGUCUAUGAAAAAAGACAAGGAUGGAAAUGUUUUAAAAUAAGAACACAAACCACACCUCCCCUUUUGCUUAUUAAACAAAUGCUCCAGACAAACAUAAAUGUAUUUUUCUUCAACAUUGUACUUUUGUUGCCCCAUAAACCCAUACUACCAAUAAAUUACUCUUUUAUUAGUUUUUCUUGAGAUAAAAAGGAAACUUUUCAAGUUACUUCAAAAGAGGCAGAAAUUAUUUUGAGACCAAGGGUUUUCUCCUCAACUGCUACAUUAGAUAAAAAAUUGCUUAUGCUGCAUUAUUUUCUACAACCUCCAUGCUUGUUUCAAAAUUUAAUUAAAAAAUGGACUCUUUAAAAGAGAUAGUGGUUCAUGCUUUUCUUUUGAUAUUUGUAUGUUUUAUGUCUAUACACACAAAUGCACAUAAAUUACAUAUUUGUUUCUGCCUCAAAGCAAUAAAAUAUCCAAUUUACUGUGGUAUGUUCCACUGCAUCUCUACAGAACUGGAUUUGUUCACGUGCUGAUAUUACAAAUCCUAGUCCUUUUUUUUUCUGUCUUUUUGACACCAUUCAGUUAAUGAGGAGAUGUGGCUUUGUGUAUGCUGUUUGAAGAAAAAGGAUUCCUCUGUAAUUCAUUGAAACCUGCAUGAAGACUAAAUUGCUUUGGCAAUUUCUCAAGCAUUUCCAUUUCAGAGCACUCUUCUCUCUUUCUGCAGUGGUGGCUGACUCCUGUUUGGUACCACACAGGCAUGCAUAUAUUCCCACACUGAAACACCACCCAAGUGCUGUAGGUGCAAUGAGAUAACCAUCUGUUUCUCACCCACAGUUUCUCCUUCCCCAGAUUGCUAUAAAAAUAACAGAACUGUGCAGCCAUUGUGCAGCCAUUUCUUAUGUCCUUCUGCAAAAUGUACACUUCAGGGACUUUCAUAUUGCUUUGGUUCCAGGGCUUGUUCCUUGUAUUCCAGUUCACAAUCCUUCUAGACUCCCAUCCUUGAGAGUUGCUGCUUUUGUCUUAUAGGCAAAGAUAACAGACAAAAAGAAGAGAUGAGUAUGUGUUUUAAGUAGGAUGAGAGACUACUGUGGUUUUAACUGAGCCAGCAGCCAAGCCCCAGGCAGGCACUUGUUCGGUCCCCCAUCAGAAGGAUCGGGAAGGGAACUGGAAGAGUAAAAGUAAGAAAAUGAAUGGAUUAAGGUAAAGACAGUAAAACAGGGAAAGCAAAAGUUGUGCACAACAGCAAAGCAAAAUAAAGAACUAAUUCAUUCCUUCACAUGGGCAGGCAGGUGUUCAGCCAUUUCCAGGAAAGCAGGGCCCCAUUGUGUGACCGACUUGGGAUUACAAAUGCCAUCACUCUGAACAUCCCUCUCUUCCUUCUUCCUCUAGCUUUAUGUGUUGAGCAGGAUGCCAUGCAGCCUGGAAUAUCCCUUUGCCUAGUUGGGGUCACGUGUCCCAGCUGUGUCUCUUCCCAGCCUCCCAUGCCCCCUCAACUUCCUCACCAGUGUGGCAGUACAAGCAGCAGAAAAGGCCUUGGUUCUGUGUAAGACCUGCUGAGCAAUAACAAAACAUCCCUGUGUUAUCCACCCUGUAUUCAGCACGAAUCAAACACACAAGCCUGUAUUAAUCACUGUGAAGGAAAUUAACUCUACCACACCCAAAACAAGUACAGAGACUUAGGUAAAAGUUGUUUCUUUUGUUAGGGUAUAUCUGCUAUAAAGCUUGGUACUUGUUACUGUGGUUUGGUGUUCCACAUAAAACCAGGAUUGUCCUGUUUAUGAAGUAUAUCUUAGGUUAGCUGAAUUGGUUUAGUGGUUUAAUAUUUAUGAAAUAUUUCUUUGAAUCCUGUUGUAUUUCCUAAAAGUUCCUGACCGCUUUUGUAUGCGAGAAAGUACUUCUGUGACUAAGCAGCAGAAGAAUUGCUCUACCUAUGGGACCAUGGAAGUAGUAACUGAGAGCCUCAGUAGCUGUAACUGAAAGAUUCUUUUGGACUUGAAUGCUAAGAUUUCUCUCAAUAAAGAGAGAUAUUAAAGAGUAUAUCCAAAUUACUUAAAGCACAUGAGGACAUACCAACUUCUCAUGUUUGUGCAAGAGAACGACACAAAUACUUUGCAAAUUAAUAAUAUAGAAACCAUUUGCUGCUUACAUACAUGAAUGGAAAUAUAGGUUAUGUAUUUACAAAAUGCACUUUAUUGUUAGAAGUUUAUCACCAUUUUAAAAUACAUUUUGAAAGGAAAAUUAAAUUUUAUGAAACAAAAA